UUGGUAGUAGUCAAUAAGAAAGAGAAAUUCAGAUCUACAAAUAAUUGGUUUUUUGUGAUCACAAUGCCACAGUUUGGAAGAUAGUUGCAAAGACAUGGGGAAAACAAGCAAAUGGUUCAAGAAUUUGUUGGCCGGAAAAAAAGACAAACACACCAUCAAUGAAACCCCAACACCACCCACCGGUGCACCAUCAACCCCUAAAGAGAAGCGUAGAUGGAGCUUCCGGCGGUCGUCGGCCUCCGCCAAUGCACCCACGACCACCACCAACUCCAUAGACUUGAUAUCCACCACACCGCCCUCAUCGGUGCAUGAACCAGAGGAUUACGAGCAAAAGAAGCAUGCUAUGGAUGUGGCAAUUGCCAAUGCAACCGCUGCAAAUACAGCGGUUACAGCAGCGGCUGCAGCAGUUCAGAAUGCAGCCGCUACAAAAAUUCAAUCAGUUUUUAAGUCUUACUUAGCAAGAAAGGCUUUGUUUGCUUUGAAAGGACUAGUGAAGUUACAAGCGUUGGUGAGGGGUCACUUGGUGCGCAAACGAGCCACUGCGACGCUGCGGUGUAUGCAGGCGUUAGUCUCGGUUCAGGCCCGAGCUUGCGCUCGUAGAAGGCGUAGUAAUGAUGAAAUAGGUUCUUAUUACGGCUGGCCAGAGUCUGAAUUCUAUCAUGGUAUCAGAGAUCAGGACAUGUCAGAAGAACAUAUCAAGAUUGUUGAAGUGGACACUAGAAGUACAAGAAAAAGCCAUUCUAGAGAACGAGUGUCGAUGCCCGUCUCGCCAGCACCAUCGGAACCAAGCCCGAGGGGUUACGGUCGCCAUUAUGACGACUUUUCGUACGUAGCCGCCCAAAGUAGCCCGGCCUCGAAGCCCAAAUAUGCUGAAUCAGUCUAUGAGUUCCCAAGUUAUAUGGCGAACACGCAAUCAUCAAGGGCGAAAGUACGGUCCCACAGUGCGCCAAAGCAGCGGCCGGCCGAUUGUCAUUCGGUUUAUGAGAGGCAGUAUUCAAGUGUAACGAGGCGACGCCCAUCAAUAGAAGGGCGAAAUGUCCCGAGAGCCGUCAGGAUGCAACGGUCAUCUUCGAACACUGGUGUGGGCGCUCAAAACUAUCACUACCCGUGGUCGGUCAAGCUCGACAAGUCGACCGUUUCACUCGUCGGAAGCGAGUGCGGGUCAACGAGUACCGUGCUGACAAAUGUUAACUACUGCCAAUCCCUCGUUGGAUUUGAUACUCAUUAUCGAAACGAAUACUAGAAGAUCUUUUACACUUGAAAGGUCCUUUGUCCAUUUUAUUUUUACGUGAAUAUUUAGUGUGGAUUGUUUUCCUUUUACUUUUACAAAUUGUAUCAUUUUGUUCGAGAUUAAUCUCAGUGAUUGGAAAUGUAUUAAAACCUAUAUUGAGUUGUAUCGAAGUUAA
Molecule: messenger RNA, 1406 nt
Organism: Helianthus annuus (common sunflower)
Lineage: Eukaryota; Viridiplantae; Streptophyta; Magnoliopsida; Asterales; Asteraceae
Product: protein IQ-DOMAIN 14
Exons: 2
Coding region: 95-1243 (382 amino acids)
Molecular function (GO): protein binding
Source: RefSeq, a predicted model, not a curated record